AGUUAAUAUAUUUGUAAAUGUCAGACCAAGGCCUUCAGAACUUAAGACUAGAAGUAGAGGAGAAAUCUAAGAAGUUAGAGGACUCUAAGACCGACUUUAAUUAUUCACAAAGAGUUGAUGAUGCCAAGGAGGUUAAUAAAGAUGAUAAUAAGGAAACUUCGCAAGGAAAUGUAACUGCUGAUCAUGUAGAGAGCAAAGCUAAAGAGAUUAAACUUAACUUUAAGGAGGAAUCUGAUGCUAGUAAUAUCCCAGUCAAACGAGAACUGCUUAAGAAAUUAGCCAAUGUUUGAGGAGUUACUUUUUAUUCAAAUAUUUCUACAAUUGAGUUCGAUCUCGAGGAUUAUGUUAAAGAAAUUCUCGAUGAUGCGACUAAUGGCAGCCAUGAUAUUAAAAUCAGAGAAGAUGGUCAAAGAGCAGGUGAAGAGAUCACUCUCUAUGAUUCUCAGAACAAAACUAUGUAUCACACUGCUUUUAGCAGACUGACAAGGAAAGAAAUAGAAUCGAUGCUCUCCUUGGUCAAGAAAUUUACUCCAAAUGGUAAAUAUAAUAAAAUGAGAAUACUGCCUCAUUCAAUCAAGCAGAUCCAAGACGCAUUAGAAAAGGCACAGAGUGGUAAAGGCUUGAGUCCGACCAAGACAGAAGGAAAAAGUACGAACAGAGUGAACUCAAAAAAUGAUUCUGAAGAAGACAGUAAUUCCUUCAGUCCGUAUGGGAAAUGGGUGAGGAACUUGAACAAAAACACAGAUUAUGAUGUAAAUAUCAAGGAGAAGUACUUCACCAAAGCCACAGACUCCCCUAAAAUUGGAAUUUUGGAAAAAGAGCAAUCUGAAAAUGACGAGAUGCAGAAGGUAAAGAACAAGCAGUUCAAGUUGCAGAAGCAGUAUCAAGAAGCCCAACGGAUUAAUGAUAUGAAGCUUAAGCAAUUUAUGAAGAGACAGAGGGAGAUAAGGACUAGGAAUGAACAAGAUAGUCAGGUCUCCAGUCUAAAGAACCAAAUCAAUGCUGCUAUAAACCGAUCUAAUCAAAAUAAAUUAAAAAUUUAUAAGAAAAAUUCGAGGAAGAAGAAAAGUAUUCAGCCAAAUAUAUCUCUACCUUCUAUAAAGAAAAAGCCUGCAUCAGAGGUUUAUAAUGCACAGAAAGAGCUUACUCUGAAUACUGUUAAGAUAAGAUCUAAUAUAAACAAAAGUUCUUCUCCAGUGGGCCAAAGCCUCGUUAGUGAGCCAAAUGUCAGCUUAAUCAGGAAGAAAUUGAGGAGUAAGAAGAGAAAAGUUAAGAGAGAUCUUAAUUCUCAGCUAAAAUACUCCAGAAAUGGGGCUGACUCUAGGGUUAACACUCAUAAUAUGCACACUCCUCAAUCAAAAGCUGACAAAGUGUAUUCUGCUCAGAAGAGUACAGAGAACAUAGACCCUAAGAAAAUUUCUCAUGAUAUUCUGGAACAUAGAGUUUUAAGAAGGAACUAUACAAACCAGAAGCCAACAGGGAUUAGUACAUUUAACAGCUCCAGAGUCAAUAAGAACCUCGAUCAGUCUCUUAACCAGUCAAGUGGUUACAGAAAAAUAAAGAAAAGGAAUAAGAAAAGGAAGAUUACUCAGAAUGGACCGGUUUUGUUAAUCGAUGAUAACCGAAGUAGUAACCGACUUACCAGUAAGACUCGCAUUAAGAUUUUUAAGACUAACAAGGAUAUUUCUUUUUCAAGCUCAAAGUAUCCUAAACUUCAUAAUGAGAGUUAUGAUUACCUGCUCCAUCGAAGGAUUGAGAGGGAAACCAAGCCCUCUAACCGUUGGAAGAAGCGCAACAAGUGCAAUAUCAGCAUCAGAGGUAUAGACUAUGAUGAUGACUUUUACAAAGUCCAGCAGCGAGCUCGAGAAGUCACCAGGAAAGCAAUGCAAAUUGAAGGCAGAAUUCUUGAGAAUCAAAGCGAGAAAGAGAAAAUGGAGCAAAGUCAUGAGGUGGACACAAUGCUGCUUGACUCCUUAAAGGCCAAGAUUUCGCUAUUGAAUCAAUUAUCUUCCUAGUGCCGUCUUUUUGUUCAAUGUUUUAAAAAGUUCAAUUUGUG
This is a messenger RNA of Moneuplotes crassus, 2056 nucleotides long. The record is from the annotation of a GenBank genome assembly. Lineage: Eukaryota; Ciliophora; Spirotrichea; Euplotida; Euplotidae.